This is a messenger RNA of Rodentolepis nana, 990 nucleotides long. NCBI's taxonomy places the organism in Eukaryota, Metazoa, Platyhelminthes, Cestoda, Cyclophyllidea, Hymenolepididae. The record is from the annotation of a GenBank genome assembly.
AUGCCUAAUUUCCACUUUCCCCUAUUUCGUUCGCGACGACGUCCAAACGAGGCUAAAACACUCAUAGCCCUUUACGAAAGACAGCGAAGACAACAAAUGACCGUCAAUUAUGACUUCUACUUAUUUGGGGACGAACCUCUAAUGACACAGGUUAUUGGAGUUACUAGUUACUCUGAAAAUCGAAUUCGUAUUGAUUCGGCUCCAGCGAAUCAUCAAAAACUUGACCACGAGUUGGUUAGGUCAACCUCUCCUUCCUUUGCGAUCAACAACGAAAGGUGUGCGAUCACAGAAAGUCCUGCUGAGCAACAAAAAACAUCAUAUCAACUAGAUGACAAUUUCUUGCAGACGAUUGACGAAUGGCAAAGGCGAAAUGUAUCCGCUCUAGAGAGAGAGCAGGGUAGCAAUGAUGGUGAAGAGUCCGAUGAUGAAUAUGAGACGCCUGGAGAGAUGUCUCCUGUGAAAUCGAAGGCCAAUUCAUCUACAGAGGCCUCACCAGGCGCUGAACGAAAAGUCAGCAGAACCCUCCUUGAUAUUGCUGCACAGGAGAGAUUGGCUGGGCUGAUGAAUUCCGAAAAGGAUUCAGGAAAAUCCCUAAUCAACCCCUUGCCCCUAUCCCUUCAAAGAAAAUCCAUUAUAGCACGUACAAUUCGUCGUGACCGAACCAAACCGAAAAACGCUUUUUCUCCACAACCUGACGCUUUAAUCGAUUCAAGCCCCCUUACCAUAACACCCGGAAGUUCCGUGCAUCAGAGCCCUACAUCUCCCUUGCCUCAACUGUCGUUAUCAGACUCCGCAUUCAGAACUCCCUCUCCACCUGCCGUUUCCUCCUCACAAACUCCGGCUUCCACGAGAAUGAAGCCUGAGGAGUCAUAUGAGAGCGCGAUAGCGUCUCCUCCUUGGGCUGCUGCGAUGGCCGCUAUUGGGGCGUCCUCCUCUCCUCCUGUCGUCGGUAUUUCAAAGAAAUUAGCCCAAAAUUCCCAGAGUUUAUGA